AUGUCUAUUUCAAUAUCAGAAGCAGAAAUAAAUACACGGUCUUCAUCUGCACCAUCAGACGAAAUGUCUAAUUCAAUUAUUCCUUUAACUACAACUAAUGUUGAAGAUGAAAUGCAUAGAGCAGCAAUCAAAAUUUUACAACAAUCAAUAGAUCUUUUAAUAAAUUUAUCUAAUGACGAGAAUUUUUACAUUUAUCAGAGUAAAUUUAUACCACAAAGUUCUAUUGGAAAACAUAUCAGGCAAACAAAAUCAAAUGAGGAGGUUUCGUUGUUGAAAACACAAAUUGAUUUAUUGAAAAGUGAAAAAGAAAAGGAAAAGGAAAAACAUCAAAAACUUUCGAAAGAGCAAGAUGAUUUAUUGGUAUGUUUGGCUGAUCAAGACGCUACUAUAAAGAAAUAUAAAACUAGAUUGAUCAGUUUAGGAGAAGAGAAGAAUUUUCCAUAA
This is a messenger RNA of Entrophospora sp. SA101, 444 nucleotides long. Lineage: Eukaryota; Fungi; Glomeromycota; Glomeromycetes; Entrophosporales; Entrophosporaceae. The record is from the annotation of a GenBank genome assembly.